This is a messenger RNA of Planococcus citri (citrus mealybug), 1120 nucleotides long. Its product is annotated as smad nuclear-interacting protein 1-like. Gene Ontology annotation, molecular function: mRNA binding; protein binding. The record is from RefSeq and is a predicted model, not a curated record. NCBI's taxonomy places the organism in Eukaryota, Metazoa, Arthropoda, Insecta, Hemiptera, Pseudococcidae. Gene Ontology annotation, cellular component: nucleus. Gene Ontology annotation, biological process: miRNA processing. The transcript is spliced from 3 exons. Bases 255 to 965 code for a protein of 236 amino acids.
UUUCACAACUAUUCACUCACUCACUCACUCACUCUCACUUCAAUUCGAUCAAUUCAAUUCACAAUUUUUUCUUUGUUGAAGAGUGUUGAAGUUUGAUCGUUUUUCUGUCAAUUUAUUUGCAUUGCAUUUCGUUAAAAUUCUGUAAAAAAUUUAUAAUAAUCGUCGUGAAAUUGUUACCGUCGUAUUCUCCGAUAAUCUGAUAACCUUCUCACUUCCAAAAUUUGUUUCUCAAGUAAUCACGAGUAUAGCUGACAAUGUCUUCUCGACCAAAUCAUCGCAGAAGUCGUGAUAGAUCACGUGACAGGCAUUCACAUGACAGGCACGAUAGUGCAGAUCGAGACAGACAUCGCCACAAACAAGAGAGAAAUUUCCGCGACGAUAAAAAAGAACCAGUUUGGGGUAAACCUGAAAACUCGCCUGCCAAAGAACCGAAAAAAGAGAAAGAAAAGCCCAACUUCCAAACGACUGGAAAACUAGCAGAAGAAACAAACACAUUUCGCGGAGUAGUUAUCAAAUAUAGCGAACCUCCCGAAGCUCGAAUACCUAAACGAAGGUGGAGGCUUUACCCGUUCAAAGGCGAAAAAGCAUUACCAGUUUUAUACAUUCAUAGGCAAAGUGGAUAUUUAAUGGGUAGAGAUAGAAAAAUUGCCGACAUUGCCUUAGAUCAUCCUUCUUGUUCGAAACAACACACAGCUUUUCAGUUUAGAUUGGUACCGUUUAAAAGAGAUGAUGGAAGUACUGCGCAGAGAGUUAGACCUUAUAUCAUGGAUCUAGAAUCCGCUAAUGGAACGUUUAUAAAUAAUAAGAAAGUUGAACCUAAACGAUAUUACGAAUUAUUCGAGAAAGAUGUUUUAAAAUUUGGCUUUAGUUCUAGAGAAUAUGUUUUAUUGCACGAACAUAGUAAAGAUUCCGAUGAAGAUGAUAAUAUGAAAGAAGAACCGGGAACCAAAAAAAAAAGUUGUUGAAAACUGUAAUUCAUCACUUCUAUAGGAAUCAAUGGCGAUCAGUACACAAGUUUCUAUGUCUACCAGCAACUUAAACUAAACAAAUCACGAAAUACGUAUCAUAGUUACAUGCGCGAAUUGUGACGAAUGUUGUAAAAUACAUAAAUGAUAAUUUA